AUGAAGCGCGCUUGCAUCACUACUCUUCCACGUGUGAUUCUGCACUCCCUGGCAGAGCUGCAGGACGGCCUGAAUGUAAUGAUCGACCCUUCCUGGCGCACUACUCGCUCGCUGGACAAUUGGGCUCUUGCCAUCACGAUGGAGUCCGCGGAGCUGCUGGACUCCUAUCCGUGGAAGUGGUGGAAGAACCUCAACGCCACGCCUGAUUUGGAAAACGUCAAGAUUGAGCUGGUCGACAUCUUGCAUUUCUCUCUUUCUGGCGCAAUGCAGAUGCGCUCCACCCCGGAUGAUGAGAUCCCAGCUGUAUCACUCAAACCCCUGAAGGAGGUCAUGACAACGUUUCGACCAGCAAAGGAAUGCGCGAGCGACCCGCACGAUGUUGUGUUUUUUCCCCUCUCUGAUACGCAGAACGCCAUUGCGAGCUUCCGCAACGUCAUCCAACUCGCAAACGCCUACCGCUUCGAUGUCAUUAUUGAGAGCAUAAUUUACGCCGCCGAGGAUCUUGGGAUCAACCUGGUGGCCUACUACAUUGCAAAGCACACCCUGAACUGUGUACGUCAGCUGGGCGGCUACAAGGACGGGUCUUAUGUGAAGGUGAGCGAUGGUGUUGAAGACAACGUACUUCUACACGGCUGCAUUAAGGACGUCUCCCUCGAGGACGUUCUCGAUGACCGCAAGUACAUCGAGGCGUGGAACCGCAUCAUGAACCGCGUUUACGAGGCUUUCCAGGUUAAAGUAUGUGACCGUAGGGAUACAGAGAGCUGGUUUGCCCUCGCCAAGGACUACCAGCGAGGGAUAGAGGCUUAA
Molecule: messenger RNA, 807 nt
Organism: Leishmania braziliensis MHOM/BR/75/M2904
Lineage: Eukaryota; Euglenozoa; Kinetoplastea; Trypanosomatida; Trypanosomatidae
Product: putative deoxyuridine triphosphatase
Exons: 1
Coding region: 1-807 (268 amino acids)
Source: RefSeq, a predicted model, not a curated record